CUUCAAAUGAAACAUAGUAAUGCAAGUGACAGAGGUGUCUUCGCUUUGUAUUCCCGACCAUGCAAACAACAACCUUAACAAGAUGUUAUCAAUGGAAGAAAAAAUUACUCACUUUUCUCAUUCUUCCCCACAAACCCUUCAUUCUACUCACUCUCCCAUUUUCAACCAUUCCUUCAUCUCUCUCAUUUCAACCAACACAACACACCAUUGCCACCAUCAUCCACACUCUCUGUGACUCCAAUCGUUUCACCGAAGCCCAUCAACGUUUCUCCCUUUUCCUCUCCUCCGGUUCAAUUCCCGAUCACCGAACAUGUAACCUCCUCCUUGCUCGGUUACUCCGUUCCAAAACCCCACUUCAAACAUGGACUCUAGUCAAAUCCUUGAUCCAAACCAAACCUGGUUUUGUUCCUUCUUUGGUUAACUACAACCGUUUGAUGGACCAGUUUUGUUUGAUUCAUCGACCGUUUGAUGCUCAUAGAUUGUUUUUCGACAUGAAGAAUCGUGGGCAUUGUCCCAAUGUUGUUACUUAUACCACUUUGAUUAAUGGGUAUUGUUCAGUUGGUGGAAUAAGGGAUGCAAUUAAGGUGUUUGAUGAAAUGCUUGAAAGUGGUUUAGUGCCGAAUUCGAUGACUUAUAGUGUAUUGAUUCGCGGGUUUCUUCGGGAGAGGGAUUUGGAAAGUGGGAGAGAGUUGAUGUGCAAGUUGUGGGAGAGGAUGAAUUUGGAAGUUGAGUUGGGUGUGAAGGUUGCUGCUUUUGCAAAUUUGAUUGAUUCUUUGUGUAAAGAAGGGUUUUUUAAUGAAGUUUUUGAGAUUGCAGAAGAGAUGCCGUGUGGUAGUAGUUUGUCGGGGGAGGUGGUUUAUGGGCAGAUGAUUGAUUCAUUCUGCAAAGUUGGAAGGUAUCAUGGAGCAGCUAGGAUUGUUUAUUUGAUGAGGAAGAGAGGGUUUAUUCCGAGUGACGUGUCGUACAAUUUUAUCAUACAUGGACUAAGCAAGGAUGGUGAUUGUAUGAGAGGUUAUCAGUUGUUAGAGGAAGGAGCUGAAUUUGGAUUCUCGCUGUGCGAGCAUACUUACAUGGUAUUGGUGGAAGCUCUGUGUCGUGUAUUAGAUGUGGACAAGGCAAGGGAAGUUCUUAAACUCAUGUUGUCUAAGAAAGGUGUUGACAAGACUAGGAUUUACAACAUCUAUUUGAGAGCUCUCUGUCUUGUGAACAAUCCAACAGAGCUUUUGAAUGUGCUUGUGUUUAUGCUUGAGAGCCAGUGUGAGACCGAUGUGAUUACCCUCAACACAGUUAUCAAUGGUUUUUGCAAGAUGGGGAGGGUUGAUGAAGCUUUAAAAGUAUUGGAUGACAUGUUAUUGGGUAAAUUUUGUGCACCUGAUGUUGUGACCUUCACUACAUUGAUUUCAGGUCUAUUGGAUGCUGAAAAAGUCGAUGAAGCUUUUGAUCUGUUCAAUAAAGUGAUGCCUGAAAAUGGUUUGAAGCCUGGUGUUGUAACAUAUAAUGUUCUUAUCAGAUGCCUAUACAAACUUAAAAGACCAAAUGAUGCAUUCAGGAUUUUUAAUAACAUGGCUGGUGACGGCAUUACUCCAGAUAGUACCACUUAUACAGUUAUGGUAGAAGGCCUAUGUGAAUGUGAUCAAAUAGAAGAGGCAAAGAAUUUUUGGCAGAGUGUUAUAUGGCCUUCAGGGAUCCAUGAUAAUUUUGUUUAUGCAGCCAUUCUGAAAGGGCUAUGUGGUUCUGGCAAAUUUAACGAGGCUUGUCAUUUCUUGUAUGAAUUAGUAGAUUUUGGGGUCUUUCCAAAUAUAUAUAGCUAUAAUAUUCUGAUCAACUGUGCUUGCAAUUUAGGUUUGAAAAGAGAAGCUUACCAAAUUGUUAGAGAGAUGAAUAGGAAUGGAGUGAUCCCUGAUUGUGUGACAUGGAGGGUUCUUCACAAGUUACAAAGCAAUGUGAGGAAGCACACCUCAUCUGAACAUCUAACCUUGUCAACAGUUGAUGAGGGUGAUGACAUGGAUGAUAAAGCCAGUCAGGAUAGAAGGAAAUGGAUUUCUGCUUGUACUUCAAGUGGUGGUAAAUCAUUGGAUUUUACAAGAUAACAAUGAAGCUUGGUCAUUAAUCCCUAUCCAUGGCUGAUAAUGCAUGUUAUGAUAAAAUGUGACAUUAGGAAUAGAGUUGAAAGAGAGUAAGUUUGAGAUUAAUUUUGUUAAAGAUUAUGAAGAUACUCGGAGCGAUGUCACUGUGCUGAAUGAAAACAUGCAUUGUGGUUUUUAUAAAGAAUGUGUUGUGCAUGUAUCAACAACUAGUUUCUGACAAAAAGUCCUUUGACUCUUUAACUGUGAAGCCAAGAGAUGAACUUUUCUACACCAAGUUCAAUCCAUCAAUCACUUUGUGAUAACUAGCCACAAUUGUCAUGUCUGAUUGGAACUUCGGCGAGAUGCCAAUUUCUUGUGUCUCAAUGCAUUGCCGCCACAGAAGCCAUCUCUACUUUUAAUAUUAGUCAUAGUUUGGAAUUGUGUUCAAUCACUUCCACCACAUGAUUUGAGUUCUUUCACUGUGAAGUGUAAGAUGGUACAAACUGUAGUUUGAAUUGUACGUGCAUCUACCACUACUCGACCGUGAAUAAACACGUACUUAGGCUCGUGGUGACGGUGGAAAAUUACACAUUAAACCAUCACUACAGCGUGGAAAGGAAACAAAAGGAAAAAGAAACAGAACAUCGUAUACUCGCAUGAAUUGCAUCUCUCUAGCAUCAGCUUGAAAAUGACAGCUUAGUCCAUGAGGAGGAGUCUCAAAACUCUUCAAACAAUCAUGUUACCUUUUUCCGACCAAAAAGUUUCACAAGCAUUGCCCUCCCUAAGUGUACGAACCAACUUACAGUUCAAUCUCAAUCUGACAUGUUGCAGAUGCUUUGGUUUAUUGCAGCAUAACAUUACAUAGUCUGAUCAGGAUCUGAACGGAUAAAAAGCACAUUUGUCUUAUCGGAAUGAGAGAAUAAAUUGAGUUUAGUACGGUAACUGGUGAUUUUCAGUUGUAGGUAGGAGUUCUUAAAAAUGAAGAAACUCUGAUCAGAUUUUCUGUUGUGAACAUUGCACUCAGCUUUGAAACCAAAAUUUUGUGAACAGGCACAUGCAUAAUUUUCCUUCCUGUUUUUUAAUUGUGAACAUUUUUCACUUCAACAUUUUUCACUCAGUUUCAUUAGUUUGCCUCUAAACCUUUUAAGCCAAAAUUUGGAUACAUGCAUUUAACUUAUAACACAGGUCUUGUUUUCCUUAGGAAUCAUAACUUUGUAAUAUUUCAGCACAGCAACUUCAAAAUCUGUUUACUUGUGUAAUUUAUUUAUUUAUUUUUUCUGACGAAGCUGAAACUUUAACCUUCAAUGCUAUCUAUACUAUCACAAUUACAUGUUCUUUCAUCAGUUGCUUGCUGUGUUUAUUCAUACAAGAAAAGGAAAACAAGAAGCUUUGCCCUCUCUCUCCCAGAAAACAGCAGAAAAUACAGUUUGUCGAUUUGUCAAGUGAGUUAAAAGUUUCACAUUAGAUGAAAAAGUAGGUGUUGAGCAACAUAUAAGUGAGAUGAUAUGUGUAGCUAUUGUCUUAAAGUUUUGGGUGAUGAUGUGGUGUUCAAACCACUUAUAGCCUAAUGUGAUGAUCAUCAGAUUCCUCUUCCCCUCGGCCCUCGCAACUCAACAAAGUUUUAACACAAUUUUAAACGGAAAUCAAUUGACUAACAUAAAUAUUUGUACAUCUAUCAGUGUCAAGUAACAUAACAAAGGAGAUGUAGAAUAAAAAAUAUUGCAAGAAAAGUCAGCAUGAUGACCAAGUGAAGCAACGUAAUCAGCACACAUUAGCAUUCACCUCAAAGAUUUCGAAUGUAACACUGCGAGUGAUUAAAAAAAAAUCAAUUUAUAGAAUUAUACAGUGUGUGUCUGUGAUUGAUGGAUAAUGUCGUAACCCCUCAAGUGGCCAAAUAAAAUAUGGUAUUGGACAGUGGCUAAAUUUUUAUAAGGUUCAUAAUUUUUUCAUGCAAGGGGGCGCAAACAUUGGGUUUGAGUAAAAAAUAUUGUCACUCGCUACUUAGGGUCCGUUUGGCCUAACUUUUUUUCCUCUUCUUUUUACUUAAAAGUAAGAAGUUAGGCCAAACAACAAUUUCUAAAAGCUAUAGUAAAAAAAA
This is a messenger RNA of Trifolium pratense (red clover), 4164 nucleotides long. RefSeq names its product pentatricopeptide repeat-containing protein At3g18020-like. The coding region runs from base 60 to 2090 and encodes 676 amino acids. Gene Ontology annotation, molecular function: protein binding. Lineage: Eukaryota; Viridiplantae; Streptophyta; Magnoliopsida; Fabales; Fabaceae. The transcript has a single exon. The record is from RefSeq and is a predicted model, not a curated record.